GGGCCAAAGGGGAAGCCGGGUCCUUUUCUAAGGCGGUCUCACAGGCAGCGGCGGUGCGGAGCCGGCCUCAGCCAACAUGUACUACAAGUUUAGCGGUUUCACGCAGAAGUUGGCUGGAGCUUGGGCUUCGGAAGCCUAUACUCCGCAGGGGUUAAAGCCGGUUUCCACAGAAGCACCGCCUAUCAUAUUUGCCACACCAACCAAACUGACCUCCAGUGCAACAGCGUAUGAUUAUGCUGGGAAGAACAAAGUUCCAGAGCUGCAGAAGUUCUUCCAGAAGGCUGAUGGUGUGCCUAUCCACCUGAAACGAGGCCUUCCGGACCAAAUGCUUUACCGGACCACCAUGGCUCUGACAGUG
This is a messenger RNA of Mastomys coucha (southern multimammate mouse), 358 nucleotides long. It is a transcript of the gene Cox7a2l, whose product is annotated as cytochrome c oxidase subunit 7A-related protein, mitochondrial. NCBI's taxonomy places the organism in Eukaryota, Metazoa, Chordata, Mammalia, Rodentia, Muridae. The transcript has 3 exons. The annotation marks the transcript as partial. Gene Ontology annotation, biological process: mitochondrial respirasome assembly; mitochondrial electron transport, cytochrome c to oxygen; regulation of oxidative phosphorylation. The record is from RefSeq and is a predicted model, not a curated record.